Molecule: messenger RNA, 837 nt
Organism: Acromyrmex echinatior (Panamanian leafcutter ant)
Lineage: Eukaryota; Metazoa; Arthropoda; Insecta; Hymenoptera; Formicidae
Product: immunoglobulin domain-containing protein oig-4
Biological process (GO): homophilic cell-cell adhesion
Cellular component (GO): plasma membrane
Source: RefSeq, a predicted model, not a curated record
GGAAGGAAUGGACAAAUGGUUAAAUUAAUGGAUAAGCGCUCUGCAUAUUUGAUAGGAAUUGAUGGCGAUCAUGUAGUGCAAAGGAAUAACCGCUGUGCAUAUAGCCCGACAUACAUUAUCUGCAUAUAAGUCUGUAAUAGAUGCGAGAGGACACUAGGGGAGUAAUGAGUAGGUGACUGUCAGUUACAUCGGAGUUCCGUGUGAUCUACGAACGCUACAACGUACAAUUAUCAUGUCACGCUCCAUGCUGUUGCUAAUCCUGCUGGGUAUAUUAUUGCUCAAUUGUCAAGAGAUACUUGGUAGAAGAGGACGAGGAAGAAGCAGGAGCAAGUCCCGUGUGCAAAUCGGAUUGCCCAUUACCGGAAAGUAUCGCGAUCCGGAAAGCGAUCAGUAUUACAACAAUAAUAACGGAGCCAAGAUACUUCUAGCGUCGCAUUUCGAUCUAGAGUACGUCCUGGGACACAAAAUAGCUUUCCUCUGCGUUGCUCGUGGCAAUCCACGUCCGCAUGUUACGUGGUUCAAGGAUGGCGCCGAGAUUUACACGCAUCACUAUCUACAUAUACACGAGUGGCAAGUCGGUCCUGACAAAGUGAAAUCGAAACUCGAGAUCGAUCCUGCUACUCAAAUGGAUGCGGGGGUCUACGAGUGCACGGCGGAUAAUAUGUACAGCAUCGAUCGAAGGUCUUUCAAGACUGACUUCUCCAUCGCUUUCGAUUAGUGCGAGUGUAUGGCAGAUCGCAAACAAACACGUACAAUUAGAUAAGAAAACAUAUAAAGCCCAGGUAACACGUAAACUUUUUACGAUAGACCCUAAAAAAAAAAAAAAAAGAUUUAGAA